AGGGGACUUAAUAUGAAUAGUAGGAAAGGCAGAGAGAACCUGAACAGAAGCGCGCGACAAGAGGGUGGCCUACGGGCAAUUGAGAGCAGCCGCCGGCAAGUUAGACUAAGUCAUCACUAGCUGGAGCUUCAGCCUCCCUCCAACGAGGCUUUGAACAUGGCGCCUACAAGGCUGAGUUGGCCAUCCGUGCCUGUUGUAUUUGUUCAUUGAAAAGGACAUGGAGCCGUCGAUUUGAUUAUCAAGGCCCGCUAUGAAGUGAAUGGUUCCUAUUCACCUAACCAUGGCGAGACAAUUGAUCCUGCUGGCUUUGCUCGUCAGCAUACCCAGCGCCCGAGCAACGGGGUGGGAUGACUUCACCGAUGAUCUGGCAACAGACUUGGCACCUCUGAUAUCCCUAUUCGGGGAUCGACUGAGCAAACAAUACCUCUCCGAAUCGAUCAGCGUACUAGACAACCUCAUAUUCGCCGUUUCGCCUCUGGGCAUUCUCACAGCAGUGAUUUCUGCCAUCCGCAUCUGCGGGAACGCCUCUGUAAGGGCGUUCGUGGGUCGAGCCCAGGAAGGUCCCGGAGAAGCAGAGAAUGAACUGUUGUCCUGUGUCUCCGAGACCACAGCGGAACUUUUCAACCACGGAGGUAUCUCGAGGGUCACUGGAAGACCUCGAAUAUUAGAGACCAUUGUAUGGGAGGAGAUAGACCCACGGACCCAGCAGCGCUCGUACAAGAUCGGAACUCUGCGGGACGCGCUUCAGUCCGGUGCCUGGGUGGCCGGAGAAGGCCAAUGGAUUCUUGAUGGGAAAGAGUACUUCGCUGAGCUCGACAUAGCAAACCUUUCCUUGAACAAGGGAAUCGCAAGAAGGAGCCAGGGGUGGUUUUAUGCUGCUGCGGCACUGGGGUUUCUGUUACAAGUAGAUCGGUUUCUGAAAGAUGGCAACCCGGUGGUUGAUUAUGCUUUCCCCUUAUUCUUCAUGGGUACCAUGCUGCUCAGUAUUGGGAUGUUCUUCUGCGCUUUUCUCAUCCAACGCUCCUCCGCAAAAUGCUACAUCCGCCCGACCGUCCCCAGCAAGAUAUACUGGCUGCAGCCAGGAGACCAAGAUGUCGGAGACCGGACCUUCGGUGCUUAUUUGGCUGUCAACGAAGGAUCCAGCGCGCAGGCUAGCAAAGACCUCUUGUACAUCAAAUCAGUCAGGAGCCCCGUUGAAUCUACGGAGCAGCCACUGCUGGCGCUCGCGGUGACCACGGCUGUCGUUGGGUUCGUGACCCAAUUUGUGGGCUUCCGCGGGCUUCAUGCAUCGGUGAUUCUUGCACAGGUGGGUUCGACCUUCCUGAUGUCAAUCGUGAGAGCAUCCCUCCGGACCAAAAGAUCUGGAUCAAACGAGAAUCGGUUCACGAAGCCAGAGAUAGAUUUGGUCUCUCAUAGAAAGCAAGAGUUAGACUGUUUCGCAUUCCACCUCGAAGGCAUUCGAUCGUUUGAGUUAAUGGUCAAUGGAGUUCCUGCGUCUCCGUCGCAGGUGCAUGUCAAUCAGACUUUCGGUACAAGCUCUACCACUCACGGAGCACAAAAGCAUGGUUCUGGGACAAGAGCUAUACAGACGAGGACACGAUUAGCUCAGCUAAUAUCUGAAGGAAGCCAUGAUGGCAUGAAGUGGGAUGAUUUGCCCAUCAGGCAAAUAGCUUGCAAUCUAGCGAAAGCGAUUACAGGGACGAUGGCUUUGUUCUCAGAAUGGAAGCACAUUAUCAAAGAUACCCACUCUUUCGACCUUCUGUUUCAAUGCCAAGCCCACAAUAGUAGCAACAGCAACGCUACUAGUUCGGUCACUGAAAAUUACCCUAUCAAGCUUGUUAGGUCGGAGGAGACUUUACAGUGGGAGGUUGAUAUCGUUGCGCUAGAAGCAGUGCUUGGACUUUGGACAUGGUCACAGAUCAAGACCGACCCGGGAUACCUCCAGAGUGGACUUGUUCGUGCCGUUGGGCUGAAUGAGAAGGAGGCCUCGGAAGAAGAAGCUGACUUACUGUUCCAUAAAUGGAUGUUCCGCCACAUCGAAGCGCAGAUGAUUCCUGCGAAUAUCAUCAGCUUCCACAACCGACGGUUCGGUUUUCUUCCCAGCACAAGUUCAAACAGCAAGAGUAUACUUGCUGUGAGGACCAACGUCGGGAUGGAAGUUGCGGCUGCGCAGGAGAUCUAUAUAAGGUUCCUCCAAAGCGUCCUGCGCGAAGUCACGAACUUCGGCGGCCAUGUUGAGAUACGCGCAGGAUCACAGAGCGGGUAUAUGGCUUUCAGUAAUCGCCUGGAUUCACUCGCGGCGGUCUUUACAGCAGAGAGGCUGGGGCUCACUGAAGACGCCUUGCUGUGCAUUGUACCGACCUUGGAGCAUCAUAGUCUCUUGCCAAGGCUGGCAGGAGACUCAGAAGGGGUGCAACAAUACAUCCAUAACAACAUCGUUGCUCAAAAGUGGACAGAAGCCUUUGCCGCCCUACACUGGCUGUGUGAGCGUUGCGCCGGAGUCGAGUUCGAACAUACGUUAUACGAGCUGGGCUAUCUGUGCCGCCGGGCGAUGGUGCACUUUGACUCGAAGACACAGGCGGAGGGCUUCCAAAAUGCUGUUCGUCUGCUAGAGAGAGAUCCCAGAGCAAGCCUCCGAGCUCGUCUGAGGAGUUCGCGCCCAGAUAAUUGGCUGGACGUCAGUAGACGCCCUGAGCGCUGGAGCGCCAUCUCGCUUCAGCUAGGGUGGCUAGCAUGGCACACGGCCGAAAGAUACCGUGACAAAGACGCCGUCCAGAGCGCACUCGGCGCUCUCGGGAUUUCGGGCGAUACUCUGCCCAUUUCCAGAGCCUCCGAUCAGGACGCCGAGGCCAGCUCCGGCUCGCAGGCCGUCCUUCGGUGGCUGAUCCAUGGCGACGAGGUGUUCACCCGUGAGUUCCUCGGAGCUGAAGACCAGCUCGCGCUGGACUGGGUCAUCCAGAACGGCCAUCACGCGCUCAUGCAGUGGCUCAUCAUCCGAUGGACCGAGUGCCAACAACAGUGCCCGGGGCUGAUCCAUCAUGUCAUCAUGUGGGCUGCCGAAAAGGGGUAUCAGGAUACCAUCAACACGCUACGCCGACGCGGCAUAAGCCUCAACACGAAAGACGAGUCCGAUGACGGACUGACACCCCUGAUCAAGAUGGUCGCGACGGGGAACCACGCGGCCGUGGAAGUGCUGCUCGACGCGGGCGCCUACAUUGACGGCCCUGAUGCCCGGGGCGCAACGCCAUUGAUGGCAGCCUGCCAUGUCGGGGAUCUCGCGAGCGUCUCGCUUCUCGUCCGCCGGGGAGCCAAUGUGAAUGCCCAGGCCCGGAACGGCGGCCUCACUCCGCUCCUGGUGGCAACGUCGGGGGAUCACCCCGGUGUGGUCCGAUGGCUCUUGGAUCAUGGCGCCCAUGUUGACAUGGGGUAUCCGUUGCUGGUGGCGGCCUCGGAGGACCGCGUGGAAUUGAUGAAGGUGUUGUUGGAAGGUGGCGCAGAUGCGGACGUCCAGACGGAGGACGGCUGCACUGCUCUGAUGCUGUCGGCUCGGAACAGGUGCACUGCGGCGAUGAAGGUCCUACUGGACCGGGGUGUUGACGUCCGCAAACAUAUGUGGAGCGGCACCACGGCCUUGGACUGGGCGCGAGACGUACAGCAUGCAGAGGCUGUCGAGCUUUUGGAGCAAGCAUUGGCGAGGGACUCAACAUCACAAAUAUAAUUUGUGUGCAUCGAGGCAUUGCCGGGUCUAUGCAUAUUCGAGUAAAUCGGAAAGCUGCCUAGCAGAUUCAUUGUAGAUUACGAU
This is a messenger RNA of Aspergillus aculeatus ATCC 16872, 3802 nucleotides long. RefSeq names its product ankyrin repeat domain-containing protein. Gene Ontology annotation, cellular component: cytoplasm; nucleus. The transcript is spliced from 3 exons. Bases 260 to 3718 code for a protein of 1152 amino acids. Lineage: Eukaryota; Fungi; Ascomycota; Eurotiomycetes; Eurotiales; Aspergillaceae. The record is from RefSeq and is a predicted model, not a curated record. Gene Ontology annotation, molecular function: protein binding.